AUGGCGUUAACCGCUCCGCCACAGUUGGCAUCCGAUCAUUCCUGUCCUUGUUCAUCGCUUCAUUAUGGCAGCCUUUUAAAGAGUGACGGACCAAAUCGAGAUUCAAGUCUGGGUUUCCUUGAAAAAGGCCAUUGGAGAGAUUUGCAUAGCCCACAGGUCAUGUUUGACCUCUGGAAGACGGCGAAUUGGCUAUGGCAAAGAGAGCAAGAGGUACAUACCAUGUGGUUAGCACGCCAAGCUCCACAUUAUUUUCAGUUGCCUGUCGUCUUCUUCUGUGGCUCUCCCAAUCACGCCGCUCGCAAUAAUAGCAGGGUUCAAUGUUCACGCAAGCCAAAAUGGCGCUCAGAUAUAUAUACUUUGAUCCAUUGA
Messenger RNA from Coccidioides immitis RS, 369 nucleotides. RefSeq lists its product as uncharacterized. Bases 1 to 369 code for a protein of 122 amino acids. The transcript is spliced from 4 exons. NCBI's taxonomy places the organism in Eukaryota, Fungi, Ascomycota, Eurotiomycetes, Onygenales, Onygenaceae. The record is from RefSeq and is a predicted model, not a curated record.